Molecule: messenger RNA, 3639 nt
Organism: Talaromyces rugulosus
Lineage: Eukaryota; Fungi; Ascomycota; Eurotiomycetes; Eurotiales; Trichocomaceae
Exons: 3
Coding region: 1-3639 (1212 amino acids)
Biological process (GO): DNA-templated transcription
Cellular component (GO): RNA polymerase III complex
Molecular function (GO): ribonucleoside binding; DNA binding; DNA-directed RNA polymerase activity
Source: RefSeq, a predicted model, not a curated record
AUGCCUCCACGCAAACGGCCGCAGCCUGCGGUUGCUGAUACUGCAAAACCCAGUUCAGCCGGACCAAAACGACUUCCCAAGGCCAGCGCCGCCAACAGACCAAAACCGGCCUCGACUACGACUCGCAAGCCCGAAGAACAUGGCCACGACCACGAUCACUCUUCUCAUCCACAGAAGCCCCGAAAGGUGGAUCCUUUCGAUGCCCUCUUGGAGCCCUUCUACUACAACAAAUCCUUGACUGACCCUAUCAAUACCGCUCGCGACAAGUGGAAUCUACUACCGGCCUUUCUCAAGGUCAAGGGCCUGGUGAAGCAACACAUCGAUUCUUACAACUACUUCAUUGAAGUUCAACUCAAGAAAAUCAUACAAUCUAGUUCGACAAUCUACUGCGAAACCGACCCCAGUUUUUUCCUCAAAUUCACCGAUAUUUAUGUCGGCACCCCUCGUCGCAGCGAUGAUCCAAAAGAAGAAAUCGAUUUUGAAUCUACCGUCACGCCGAACGAAUGCCGACUUCGUGAUGCCACUUAUGCUGCCCCGAUUUAUGUCGAUUUGUUAUACACUCGCGGCGGUGAUAAUCGAGUCAGAAGGACUGGUGUGCCCAUCGGCCGUAUGCCAGUAAUGUUGAGAAGCUCAAAAUGUGUGCUAUCGAAAAAGCCCGCUGCUGAAAUGCACUACUUAAACGAGUGUCCACUCGAUCCCGGUGGUUAUUUCAUCGUCAACGGCACGGAAAAGGUCAUUCUCGUCCAGGAGCAACUGAGCAAGAACCGUAUCAUUGUCGAAACCGAUCCCAAAAAAGAAAUCGUGCAGGCUUCCGUCACUAGUUCAUCCAACGAACGAAAAUCAAAGAGUUACAUCAUCCUCAAAAAAGAACGGUUGUAUCUAAGGCACAACGUCCUUUCUGAAGAUGUUCCUCUCGUCAUCGUCCUCAAAGCCAUGGGCGUCCAUUCCGAUAAAGAGAUGCUUCUUCUCGUUGCCGGUAUGGAUAAUCUUUACCAGGACGACUUUGCCAUCAAUUUUGAGGAGGCUAUCAAGCAAAAUGUUUAUACCCAGCAGCAAGCCCUCGACUGGAUAGGCGCCAAGAUCAAGAUCAACCGGUCUGGCAAGUCUACAGACUACAAGAAAACGCACAGCGAGGAGGCUAUUGAGGCUCUCUCUUCCGUCGUCAUUUCCCAUGUCGAGAUCAAUGAUAUGGACUUUAGACCCAAGGCAUUGUAUAUUGCCAACAUGGCCCGGCGUGUCUUGAUGGCCAAGCACGACGCAGGAAUGGUUGAUGACCGAGACUAUGUAGGAAAUAAGCGGUUGGAACUGGCUGGCCAACUUUUGGCUCUCCUUUUCGAGGAUCUUUUCAAGAAAUUUUGCUUUGACAUCAAGAUGAACAUCAGCAAAGUUAUGGGGAAACGACAGCGAGAGAUUUUCGACGCUAUGAGCGUCGUUACUUUACACGCAAACCAUAUCACUCAUGGAAUGAACCGAGCUAUAUCGACCGGAAACUGGAGUCUCAAGCGAUUCCGAAUGGAACGUGCCGGCGUCACCCACGUCUUGAGUAGGCUGAGUUACAUUGCAGCACUGGGCAUGAUGACUCGUAUUUCGAGUCAAUUUGAAAAGACUAGAAAAGUCAGUGGACCCCGAGCUCUACAAACCUCACAAUUUGGCAUGCUCUGUCCGUCCGAUACCCCGGAAGGUGAAGCCUGUGGUUUAGUGAAGAAUUUGGCACUCAUGACGCACAUAACAACCAACGAUGAAGAAGGCCCGGUGGCGAAGCUGGUCUUUAUGCUUGGGGCAGAAGAUAUUAUCACCCUGGGCGGCAAAGAGAUCUACGGACCCGGAGCAUACAUCAUUUCUAUGAACGGUACACCCAUGGCUCUUACUAGACGGCCGAAACACUUUCUAGACUCGUUUCGCAGGUUGCGGCGGAUGGGCCGAGUUUCCGAGUUUGUGAGCAUCUACAUUAACCACCAUCAGCAUGCAGUCCAUAUUGCAACCGAUGACGGACGUAUUUGUCGGCCUCUCGUGGUCGUGGCCAAUGGAAAACCACUUGUUGGCGUGAGCCAUUUAGAGAAGCUUCGGGAUGGAUCGAUGCAAUUUGACGACUUUCUUGCCCAGGGCUUAGUCGAAUACUUGGACGUCAACGAGGAGAACGAUUCGAACAUUGCCAUCUAUGAGCGCGACGUGGUUGACAUUACUACCCAUCUUGAGAUUGAGCCUUUUACAAUUCUGGGCGCUGUCGCUGGUCUUAUUCCAUAUCCUCACCAUAACCAGUCACCUCGAAAUACAUACCAGUGUGCUAUGGGUAAACAAGCCAUUGGUGCGAUUGCCGCGAACCAGUUCUUGCGGAUCGACUCGUUGCUUUAUUUGAUGGUGUAUCCCCAGAAACCCAUGGUAAAGACACGGACCAUUGAACUCAUCAAAUACGACCAGCUUCCAGCUGGUCAGAAUGCCACUGUUGCAGUCAUGAGCUACUCAGGUUACGAUAUCGAAGAUGCCCUGGUGCUAAACAAGGGAUCCGUCGACCGAGGCUUUGGACGUUGCCAGGUGUUCCGCAAAUAUGUCACUCAUUUGAAAAGUUAUCCGAACGGAUUGAGUGAUAUACUUAGAGGACCCGAUCGAGACCAGGACCAUAUCCCUAUCGAGAAACACGCCUUGAUUGAUGAGGAUGGUUUAGCUGCUGUUGGCGAAAAGAUUAGCCACGGCGAGGUCUUUAUUAACAAAGCCGUUCCAGAAUCGGCAUUUUCGAGUGGCAUCACAGGGUCCGAGGUGGGACGUGAGCAGGAGUAUUCUGCGGCACCCAUGACAUACAAACUCCCUGACCCGGCUUACAUUGACAAAGUCAUGAUUUCUGUCACCGAAGGUGAGGGUAACAUAUACAAGGUUCUGACUCGACAAACGCGCAGACCUGAGCCUGGCGAUAAAUUCUCUUCGCGUCACGGACAAAAGGGUGUUUGUGGCAUUAUCGCAGAGCAGGCAGAUAUGCCAUUCACAGACCAGGGAAUUGUGCCGGACAUUAUCAUGAACCCGCAUGGUUUCCCAUCUCGAAUGACUGUUGGCAAGUUGCUCGAACUUGUGGCUGGCAAAGCUGGCGUCCUGUCAGGACAUCAUGGCUACGGAACAGCAUUUGGUGGCAGCCCCGUUGAGGAGAUGUCGGCCAUUCUCGUUGAUAAAGGAUUUAGUUACGGCGGCAAAGACUACUUGACCUCUGGCAUCACUGGCGAGCCUCUGCCAUUCUAUGUUUUCACCGGUCCAAUCUAUUACCAAAAGCUGAAGCAUAUGGUUCAGGACAAGAUGCACUCGCGUGCAACCGGUCCACGGGCAACUCUAACCCGCCAACCGACUGAAGGUCGUUCCCGAGACGGUGGUCUGCGUCUCGGAGAAAUGGAACGCGACUGUCUCAUUGCUUACGGCACCAGCCAGCUCUUGCUCGAACGCCUGAUGCUUUCUUCUGACAAACACGAGAUUGACGUUUGUGAAAAGUGUGGGUUUAUGGGUUAUCACAACUGGUGCCAGAGCUGCAGGUCAUCGCGCGGGGUGGUCAAAAUGACAAUUCCGUACGCAGCCAAGCUAUUGAUCCAGGAACUUCUUAGUAUGAACGUUACUGCUCGACUGAAGCUUGAGGAUGAGUUCCCCGAGAGCCGUGGAAUGUAA